CAAAACAGAGGGUUGAUUUUGUUCAUUUCCAAAAACCCUUUAGAAGCUUUAAUUAAACUCAAUUGUCACUUUCUGCGUCGUUAGGGUUUCCAGAUAAGAAAAGAAAAGUUCCCCAAAAUUGUGGGUUUCGCAAACGAACUUUCUUGAAUCUGUCUUCUAAUUGCGCUUUAGAAGAUAAAAGAGGAAGGAAGGUGCUGAAAAGGAAGUAGCAAUCUUACAUACCUAACUAACGCUUUCAACUGACUUAUCUUCCAUUUUGGUGCUUCGUUGAAUUGACGCGUAUUUGAUAGAUGGAGAAUAAGAAUCCACGGAUUGUGCGUUUGGUUGGUUUUGGCAGGAAGUGAACUUGCUUACUUUAUUUUAAAGUAUAGAUGAGCUGAAAGUUAUGAGAUUGUAUUUUAUGUAUAACGGUAGCAGUUGUCUUGUAUGUAAUAGACGGGUUCCAAGAGAGCUUUUAUGCUUAAAAGGGUAAGAUGCCAUCUACAUAUUUUUCAAGACUAAGAACUGCUGCACAGAAUGAAAUUCGGCGGUCGGUUGUAGGGCAAGAGCGUGGGUUCCAAGAUUCAGCUGAAAUUUUAAUUGGGCAACUGAAGUCAAGAUUUUGCAAUUAUAGGUUAUUUCAUUCUGUACGAAUUGCAUCCCUUGCAGAGAUACAAGCACUUUUGGGUCCUGGUACCGUUUUUGCUGCCCAGUCUGAUUUGCAAUUGGUUAAUCGUAAAAGGAAUAUCUCUGUUGUUGGAGCACUUUCUCGCACAUUUUCUGUACCCUCUGUAUCAGGCCCUUCAUUUCAGGUUUGUGGGUAUCACAUUGACCGUGCCCUCAGUGGUACCACUCAAGUAUCGGACAGUGGGAAGUUACAGAAAAGGCUGAUGGCUGCUUGUGCAUCCAAAUCUGUCAUCGGUGGAUGUCUCCUCGAGAAUCUGAAUUCAAGGGGUGGUCAUCUUCCAAUUUCAACUAAUAAUGCUAGCAUUUCUUAUGGCAGUAGAAGUUCUCAGAGUUGCAGAAUCAUUAGUAUGAGUUUGAAGAAGGAAGAGCAAUCUAGCAAUUUCCCAAUUUAUGGAUAUUUUGUCUGUAAUGUCAUGAAGAAGUGGUAUAGCUUUUCUUCAUACAUAGAGUCAGGAGCUAGAUUUCUCCAUAGCUCAUCUCCUGCAUGUUUGUCAGCUGGAACUGCUCCUGAUGUAACCUUUGAGAAUUCUGGCCGUGAAGAACAGCUUGAAACUUCUACAGUUUCCUCAGAAGAGAAGAUCUCUUCUGGAAAAAUAUUAAAGCUAAUUUCAGGAUCUUGCUACUUGCCUCAUCCUGAUAAAGAAGAAACUGGGGGGGAGGAUGCCCAUUUUAUUUGUACGGAUGAACAAGCAAUAGGCGUGGCUGAUGGUGUGGGUGGAUGGGCAGAUCAUGGUGUUGAUUCAGGGAAAUAUUCCCGUGAACUCAUGUCUCAUUCGGUUACUGCAAUUCGAGAUGAGCCGAAGCGUUCAGUUGAUCCGGCUAGAGUCCUGGAGAAAGCUCACUCCAGUACAAAAGCCAAAGGCUCCUCAACAGCAUGUAUCAUAGCACUAACAGAUGAGGGUCUCCACGCAAUCAAUUUAGGGGACAGUGGUUUCAUAGUGGUCCGAGAUGGAUGCACUGUAUUCCGCUCUCCUGUGCAGCAGCAUGAUUUUAAUUUCACUUAUCAACUUGAGAGUGGAAACAAUGGCGAUCUACCUAGCUCUGGUCAGGUUUUCACAAUUCCUGUUGCUCCUGGAGAUGUUAUAGUUGCUGGAACAGACGGGCUGUUUGACAAUUUGUACAACAAUGAGAUUACUGCAGUGGUGGUUCAUGCCAUGAGAGCUGGCUUAGGGCCACAGGUGACAGCUCAGAAAAUAGCAGCAUUGGCACGGCAACGAGCGCAGGAUAAAGAUCGGCAAACCCCCUUUUCCACUGCUGCCCAAGAUGCUGGAUUUCGCUAUUAUGGUGGCAAGCUUGAUGACAUUACUGUUGUUGUUUCAUAUAUUACCAGUACUCAUGAUGAACAAGAAUCUUCUUCGUAAUUGUUCAGUCCUUUAAGGACUGAAUUGAUCCAGUUUUGCUGUUAGGAAGAUCAUUUUGUAUGGCGUGUGGGCAUGUGAGGUUCUCUAGGAGUUUGAAUGUUGAUCAAGGGUGCCGCCGUUUUACGGGUAAAGCUUGGCGGAUGUAAAUAUCACUUUCCACAUCUAUUAUGCUCUCUCUUGUUUUGCUAUAAAAGACAUCAGUCGGGCUUAAUGGCCUGUGUAAUUCCAAACUACAGGAGAUAGUUGACUGAAUUUAUAACACUUCCAUUACAUAUAAUAUGCCAUUAUGAUUUUCUUUU
Molecule: messenger RNA, 2326 nt
Organism: Ricinus communis (castor bean)
Lineage: Eukaryota; Viridiplantae; Streptophyta; Magnoliopsida; Malpighiales; Euphorbiaceae
Product: probable protein phosphatase 2C 55
Exons: 6
Coding region: 474-2027 (517 amino acids)
Source: RefSeq, a predicted model, not a curated record